Symphalangus syndactylus (siamang) is the source of this 5134-nucleotide messenger RNA. RefSeq names its product kinesin-like protein KIF1C. Gene Ontology annotation, biological process: microtubule-based movement. Lineage: Eukaryota; Metazoa; Chordata; Mammalia; Primates; Hylobatidae. The record is from RefSeq and is a predicted model, not a curated record. Gene Ontology annotation, molecular function: microtubule motor activity; microtubule binding; ATP binding.
CGCCGUGAAUGCUAGAACUCGGCGGGGCGGAGAGGAGAGAGACGGCGGCUGGAGCCGAGGAAGGAGCCGGCGGGCGGUGCUCGCCUGAGGGCGGGGCCUGGGCGGAACCGCCUUCUGGGCGGGCCUCGACGGGAGGCUCCGCCCCCUGGACGCGCCUCCCACGGCGGCGACGUGCGCUGGGCCGGGGCCUGGGUGCCCCCGAGGGUCAGUCCCCGAUGUUUCCGUGUUCCUCAGGCGUCUGCAACCCGCCUGGGUUGCGGCGUCUGCUCGCCCUUCUGCGUCCGCAGCUCGGUCCCCACGUUCCCGCUCGCUGGGCCCCACGGGCCGGGAGCGUUGCCCCUUUGACGAGAGUAGCCCGGGUCGCUCCGGAUCCUUCCCGGGACGGCGCGCACCCGCCCCUCCGCGCGCGCCCGCGCUUCCCCCGCUCCUCGCUCCCGCCCCAGCUCGCGCUGCCCGGGCGGGCGCCGGCCGCUGGCGCCGCUACUGCUGCCGCCCCCGGGGCGCGAGUCCUCCGCCCGGGCACCCGGCGAGGGGCGGGGGCAGCUCCGAACCGGCCCCGGAUCCUUCCCGCUCUCGCCUCACGCUUCCCAGAAAGCUUGUCCCUCUCCGCCGAGCUGCUCCGGGAGCCCCGCCGCGCCGAGGGUAUCUCCCAGAGCCCCAGCUGGUGUGGCCAGGCCCCAGGAGUAGGAUGGGGCUCCCCCUUCGAGGGCCGGUGGCAGCCAGAACUGAUACAUCCCACCUGGUCUGGGGCCAGGACGCCAGGAGUGUCUGGAGCCAUGGCUGGUGCCUCGGUGAAAGUGGCAGUGAGAGAUCGGCCCUUGAACGCCCGCGAGACCAGCCAGGAUGCCAAGUGUGUGGUCAGCAUGCAGGGCAACACCACCUCCAUCAUCAACCCUGAACAGAGCAAGGAUUCCCCCAAAAGCUUCACCCUUGACUACUCCUACUGGUCACACACUUCGGUGGAGGACCCCCAGUUUGCAUCUCAGCAGCAAGUGUGUCGGGACAUUGGAGAAGAGAUGCUGCUCCACGCCUCUGAAAGCUACGACGUGUGCGACUUUGCCUACCGGCAGACCGGGGCUGGGAAAUCCUAUACCAUGAUGGGGCGGCAGGAGCCAGGGCAGCAGGGCAUCGUGCCCCAGCUCUGUGAGGACCUCUUCCCUCGCGUUAGUGAGAACCAGAGUGCUCAGCUAUCCUACUCUGUGGCGGUGAGCUAUAUGGAGAUCUGUUGUGAGCGGGUACGAGACCUCUUGAACCUCAAGAGUCGGGGUUCUCUGCGGGUCCGGGAGCACCCCAUCCUGGGCCCCUACGUGCAGGACGUGUCCAGAUUGGCUGUGACCUCCUACGCAGACAUUGCUGACCUCAUGGACUGUGGAAAUAAAGCACGGACUGUGGCUGCCACCAACAUGAAUGAGACCAGCAGCCGUUCCCAUGCCGUCUUUACCACCGUCUUCACACAGCACUGCCAUGACCAGCCCAUGGGGCUAGACUCGGAGAAGGUCAGUCAGAUCAGUUUGGUGGACCUUGCUGGGAGUGAGCGAGCCGACUCCUCGGGCCAGGGCAUGCGCCUGAAGGAGGGAGCCAACAUCAAUAAGUCCCUGACUACACUAGGGAAGGUGAUCUCGGCCCUUGCAGAUAUGCAAUCAAAGAAGCGGAAGUCGGAUUUUAUCCCCUACAGGGACUCUGUGCUCACCUGGCUGCUCAAGGAAAAUUUGGGUGGGUGGGAACUCACAGCAAUGAUGGCAGCCCUGAGCCCUGCUGACAUCGAUUACGAGGAGACUCUCAGCACCCUCAGGUAUGCUGACUGCACCAAGCAGAUCCGCUGCAAUGCCGUCAUCAACGAGGACCCUAAUGCCCGGCUGAUUAGAGAGCUGCAGGAGGAAGUAGCCCGGCUGCGGGAACUGCUGAUGGCUCAGGGACUGUCAGCCUCUGCUCUGGAAGGCCUGAAGACGGAAGAAGGGAGUGUCAGAGGCGCCCUGCCAGCUGUGUCAUCUCCCCCGGCUCCAGUUUCACCCUCAUCACCCACCACACAUCAUGGGGAGCUGGAGCCGUCAUUCUCCCCCAACACGGAGCCCCAGAUUGGGCCUGAGGAAGCCAUGGAGAGGCUGCAGGAGACAGAGAAGAUUAUAGCUGAGCUGAAUGAGACGUGGGAGGAGAAGCUACGCAAGACAGAAGCCCUGAGGAUGGAGAGAGAAGCAUUGCUGGCUGAGAUGGGGGUGGCCGUCCGGGAGGAUGGGGGAACUGUGGGCGUCUUCUCUCCAAAGAAGACUCCCCACCUGGUGAACCUGAACGAAGACCCUCUGAUGUCUGAGUGUCUGCUCUACCACAUCAAAGAUGGCGUCACCAGCACUCUCGGCCUCCCAACAAAUUGCUUAUGGUUCUCUGCAGACCCCACACUGUGUCCUACCUUUGUGCCUUUCCUCUUCCUGGAAGAUCCUCCACACCUCACAGCCCCCUUCUACUGGCUGGCUCCUACUCACCGAGUCACAGGGGGAAGACGUCCAUACACGCAUGAGGAGACAGGCCUGGAACAGAGCCUUCCUGCACAGCCUCAGAAAGGACCCACCCUGCUGACACCUGGAUCUCGGACCCAUGGCCUCCAGUGCUGCGAGAUGGUCCAUGGAAGAGUUGUCUUCAAGAAAACUGCUCUCUGUUGCCAAAAAGUUUGGGGACCGCUGGUGUAAAGGUUUCUAAGAAUAGUUAAGCAACUUAAGCUUUACAUGCUACAAAGAAUACAGGUUUAAAUGCUAAUAAAAAUAGGUGCAAAUGAAAACACUCUUUCUGUGGUCCAGGGAAUCUUAACCAUUCUAUCAGAAAGACUUGCAGCUUGGAGCUGCAGCUGCCCUCCCACAUCCUGUCCACUGUAAAGCCCUGCAACACACUCACACACACACACACAUGCACAUACAUACACAUGCAUAUACUUGCACACAUGCACCUAAAUACAUUCACGUGUAUAUACCUGCACACACACACGCACAUACAUACACAGGCAUAUACCUGCACACACAUACACACAGACACACACACAUGCUGUGCUUCAUGCCCUCACUAGGGUGGCCUGGGAGGAAAUGUGUGUUUUUAGGAGAAAUGAAGACAACUCAGGCCCCUCAUUCUCCUGGUGUUUGCACAAGUGCCUUCUCUGCAGACCAUGCUUCAGUCUCUUGUUUCUCCCUCUUACUGAAAGAGAGAAGCAGAGGCCCGGCACAUACUCGGCUGCUUAGGGCACAAGCCAAGUUCACAAGCUUCCUGGGGAGCCUAGUAAGAUGAGGCACUGCAGAGCUUCUUCCCCUAAAGAGGUGUCGGCUUUUCAUGGAUCCUUGAGCCCAGGAACUCGAUAGGUGAGACAUCACAGUUCAUCAGAAGACACAAGCAAACUCCGGUGAGAGAGGGCAACGGUCAAAGAUUUUAUUCUCUCGGAGAAGGGGUUCUAAGGCUGUAAGCAGGAGGCAGAAGACUUUAUUGCAAGCGUAGUUAGGUGAUGGCGACCUACGGUUUUCACUGGGAACUGGGAUCGAGAGUGACCCGACCUCCUACUCAUGCUCGUCUCUCCCUGUCUCUCUGCCUUUUGUGUCUCUCCCCCUCUCUCUCGCUCCUUUUCCUCUCAGCCUCCUGUGUCUCUUUAAUCUCUCUUCCCCUCUCUGUCUGUCUCCCUUCUCCCCAUCUCUCUUUCUCCUUCUUUUCCUCUUCUCUCUCCCUCCUCGUCUCUCUGCCUGCCACUGUUCAGGCUCCUGGGGCCCCACGUGGAUGGGCGGACACAGGACUCCCAGGCUACCUUUCAUAGCGCAAGCACAGGGCUGCAGGACCUUGGUCCCCACCUCCCAGCAUCCUCGAAAUGAGGGGUGUGGGGUGUGCUGUGCUCUCCUGAGUGGGCGCCCCACCCUCCAGGAAGCAGAAACUGCAGGUCACAGCUGGCUCGAGUGGUGCGCCCACAGGAAGUGGGCUGCCAGCUUCCAUCCUGUGAUCUGCUGAGGCCAAAGCAGAGGACAGCAGCCCAGGCCCGUCUCUGCAGCAGGGUGGGGGUAGGGGUGGGCUUGCGGGUGGGGAUGGGGAUGGGAGCCGCCAAUGCAAACUGGCCCCUGGCUGGUUUCCUACCCUGCACCCUGCCAUGCAAGGCCUCCUCUCCCACCCCUACCCCUGUCUGCCCCACCUCCACCCCUAGGCUGCCCCACACCCAGGCUCCAGAAGUCUCCCAGGAUCCAGGAGCUAAGGGCAACCACUGGGUUCUACAGCCCCUAAUCCAUGAGUCAGCCACCCCUCUGCGUGCUGACAAACCUUGGCUCUCAUGCCCCACCCCAAGCCAACCAGACAGCCCUGUCCCCCCACCAGCAUUAUUACCGCCUCCUGAUUUUAGCCCUGACAGCCCUGCUUCCUGGUAACCUUGCCCCUCCCACCCUGAUCCAGGCAAGCCCAAAGGCCAGCGCCCUCCACCCACCCUUCCUGGGGGCCACUCUACUAUCUCCUUGCCCAGAUGUCUUCACCUGGCUUUACCGAGAUAGAAUAAAUAACAGGGAUGAGGCCCCGGGCUCCGCCAGGAAGAUGUGCCAAAAUACUCUCCAUUUAGAAGCAGGAACAGUGAUGGGGCCUAUGGAUGACCCCAGGAUUGUCACCCAAGCAGCAAGAAGGGCAAGGAGCCCGGUGUCUUGGCCUUACCCUGGGAGGUCGUGGCCAGGGCUUCAAAAGGCCCUGGAGAGGGGUGGGCAGGAGAGCAGAUCCACCCUCCUCUCGAGGAAGCAGCCACCGCCCCCAGGAAGAGCAGGUGGGGGCACACAGGCAGAGUCCCCGCGUGCUGCCAGCAGAUCUGCAGUCAGCCUCAGCACCGGGGGAGCUGCAAGACAGACUGAGACCCUCAGGUUGGGCUCUGUGUCCCCACCCAAAUCUCAUCUGGAAUUGUAAUCCUCCUGUGUCAAGGGAGGAACCUGGUGGGAGGGGAUGGGACCUGGGGACAGGUUCCCCCCUGCUGCUCCCCGAUAGUGAGGGAGUUCUCAGGAGAGCUGAUGGUUUGAAAGUGUGGCACUUCCUGGUUCUCCACUCCCUCCUGCUGCCUUGUGGAGAAGGUGCCUGCUUCCCCUUCACCUUCUGCCAUGACUGUAAGUUCCCUGAACUGGGAGUCAAUUAAACCUCUUUCCUUUAUCGA